This is a messenger RNA of Lytechinus pictus (painted urchin), 7121 nucleotides long. RefSeq names its product P protein-like. Gene Ontology annotation, biological process: transmembrane transport. The transcript has 20 exons. Bases 488 to 2818 code for a protein of 776 amino acids. NCBI's taxonomy places the organism in Eukaryota, Metazoa, Echinodermata, Echinoidea, Temnopleuroida, Toxopneustidae. The record is from RefSeq and is a predicted model, not a curated record. Gene Ontology annotation, cellular component: membrane.
AUUACCGAUACGGUACUCAUACUAGACUGUACUUUGCAAUUAAGCUCAGAAAAGGAUAUACAAAAUGAAUUUGUUACACACUAUGUAGGGACUAGUCAUUGGAGGUAGUCAUCAAAUUACAUAAACGAUGAUUUUGUUGAUUUGUAAGAUUGAACAAAAUAUUAUUCCUUACGUACGAAAGGAAAGUACCUAUUGUUAAUUUACUCUAAAAGAAACAAAAACUCUUUCAAGCAGACUACAAUCAGACAUAAACAAACAACGGGAACGGGCGGACUGGUACCGGUACUUGACUACUUCUGCUCUGUCCAUAAAUGUUUCAGGCUGAGGAUCUGCUGAAUCCGAAGUGAUGUUAAAGAAAGAGCUUGUGUAAAAGUAAAUGAGGAGCACACUUUCCAUUGAGAGAAGAAUCAAUUUUGAUUCCACGUCAAAAUCUAUGCGACUCCUCCCUUCUCUCCUCAACUAAAUCCUGUCAUCGCUAUUUUGAUACAUGUAUGUAGCUGAGGAAAUGGAAGAUGAAGGUGAAACAAAGGGACUCUUGGAUGGGAAUGAAAGCAAGAGCAGUCAUGGUAGUAUAUCAUCAAAUGGACACUCUAUACUUCACAGCAAUUCAGUGUACAAAGAGAUGGAAACAGCUGUAGAUGAUGAUAAUGAUGAUGAUCGCAGAUUUGAGACAUCGCAGAGAACAUCUUUCUCAUGGGAUAAGAUGCUUUUGGAUGACUUAGCAUACGAUGAUGGGGACACGUCAAAUAGUAAAUUUAAAAGGGUGUUAUCAAGAUGCAAGCCUUCCAAUCAAACAAAGCUUUAUCUGAGAUAUACAAAGAUUGCUGUUUUAUUUCUGUCCAUGUUUGUCUGCACGGUAUUCUUUACCUUGAAAGAUGAAGUACUGCCUCAACUUGAAAUAUUCUCUAUAUCACAUGAUCAUCCUUAUUCCUCUAAAAUAUCAGAUCUUGGCGGAAAUGUUAUAAUAAAAGUCAACUUUAAGGGUCCAAUUGUAGAAUUAGGCAACUCAACAGAGAAUAUCACAGUCCGACUGGUUGGCUAUAACAACUUUCAAGAGGUUUGUUAUGAGGUUUCAGAAGUCUAUAACGUCUAUCGGGAAUAUCCACUAUCAGAAAGUAUUUACUGGGAAGAAAUAGAGAAGAAAUACUCUAAUCUUAAAGAAAGAUGUGGUCAUAAUACCAGUUAUGAGCUGCGAUUUGAAAGCAACAUUGAUGAUUUGGUAACCAUGCAAACGGACCACACCCUCUUACCCUCAUCAUCAAAUGAAGAGGUGGUUUGGGCUGCCAUUAUCUUAGUUGCUGUAUAUGUCCUGAUUGGAUUUGAGUUAGUACAUAGGACCACAGCUGCCAUGAUAGGAUCCUUUGCUACACUAGCUGUGUUGACAAGCUACAACGCACGUCCACCUUUAGAGGUUGUGAUGUCAUGGUUAGAUUAUGAUGUUCUCGCUCUACUCUGGGGAAUGAUGACAAUAGUAGCCAUCUUUUCUGAGACUGGCUUCUUUGACUACUGUGCAUUGCUCUCCUACAAGUUGGCUAAGGGAAAGAUCUGGACGCUGGUUACCAUUCUUUGUCUCUUCUCUGGUAUUGUUUCUGCCUUCUUGGACAAUGUCACUACCAUUCUACUCAUGACCCCUGUCACUAUUAGCCUCUGUGAGGUACUCAACAUUGAUCCUAGGCAUGUGUUGAUAGCUGAAGUAAUCUUCUCAAACAUAGGAGGUACAGCUACAGCCAUCGGAGACCCUCCAAACGUCAUCAUUGUUGCCAACUCAGAGAUUGAAGCUGCAGAAAACAGAUAUCCUUAUGUAUUGGGUAUAGGGUUUUCAGUAUUUACACUUCAUCUGAGCUUGGGAAUAGUAUUCUGUAUGAUUGUAGGGUACGGAGCCCUGAGACUACUGUAUAGACGCAUCAAUCUGCAUUCCCUGGAACCACCUGCUAUAAGAGAAUUAAAACAUGAGAUUGAGGUAUGGCGCCAAGCAGCAGUCCGGAUAAUGGUAGCUUCAAAGGAGGAGAAUACUGUAAAAGCUUUACUUCUCCAGAAAGUCUCCCAACUUGAGACACAACUCAGAAACCAAAUUUAUGAACAAAGACAUAUAGCCAAUGAAGAUCUCAACUGGAAGGAAAAGCUGAUGGAAUUAGAACAAAGGUACCGCAUUACAGAUAGUGUUUUGUUGGCCAAAUGCAGCUUCAUAUUAAUAGUCACAAUACUCUUAUUCUUCAUCCACUCGGCAGUCGAUACUAUUUACCUAGAUCUAGGUUGGAUUGCUAUCAUUGGAGCUGUAGCACUUCUUCUGUUAGCAGAUGUGCAUGAUAUUGAGAAUGUCAUGCAUCGUGUGGAAUGGGCUACAUUACUCUUUUUUGCAGCUCUCUUUGUUCUCAUGGAGGGUUUAACAGAACUUGGCCUAAUUGAGUAUAUUGGAAACUUUGUGGCUGGUAUUAUUGAGGAUGUUCCUCCUAAUGCCAGAUUAGCUGUAGCUCUUAUUCUCAUACUCUGGGUAUCAGCCCUAGCGUCAUCUUUCAUUGAUAACAUACCAUUUACAACAGCAAUGAUCCCUAUUGUACUAGAUCUUGCUGAGCGUGAGGAGUUAGAGCUCCCUCUGCAGCCAUUGGUUUGGGCGUUGGCCUUUGGGGCGUGUCUUGGAGGCAAUGGAACACUCAUUGGUGCCUCAGCCAACGUGGUGUGUGCUGGCAUAGCUGAUCAACAUGGAUAUGGCUUUACUUUCUUUGACUUCUUCAAGGUUGGAUUUCCCAUGAUGCUUUGCACCACCUUUGUUGCAAUGAUCUACCUGUUGAUUUGCCACGUGGCAUUUGAGUGGCACUAGUCUUCCCUCAAAACCCAGCUGGAUUGUUCUUCAAAGUAAGCAUGUUCAGUGGAACCUGUGUGUUACCACAAUUCAAAUGAGAGACAAGGAAUGGUCUUUACUAGUAUAUGAUUGAGGUUUUUUAGAGUUUUAUUUCAAAACAUCUUGUACAGGAAAGAGGAAAAAUAUUUUUAAUCUUAUUUUGUAUAAGAGAUAAUUCGUUGCUUCUACUAGUUACACCCUAUGAUAAGGAACCAACUCUUCUUACAUCCUUCCAGAUGGACUUGGUAAUAAUUACACCGAUCCCACAAUGUCCCAACAAAUCAUUUUUUUUCUACUAGAAUAUAAUAUAUUGCAUCUCUUUUCUUGUGUGUUUGAUUGUAUAUUGUACUCAUCUUUUUCCUGUAUCUUGGAUGUUUUAGCAUUCAGACACUGUGGACAUUGUUCUGAAGUUGGAUUUAAUUAAAACUCUGGUCUAAUGUUGUAGGAUAGCCAAUGAAUGUUGAUGGAUAGCCAUAUUGUAACACAAAUCUCAGACAGUGUAGAUUCAAGUGAGUAGCACAUAGAGUUCCUCACCUUUGAAGCAUGGGAUGAGAAUACCUUAAAGAAAAGAAAUAAACUUUCAACAUUUUUGGUUUCUCAUGAUUUCACCACAAAACUCGGACCAUGGUCUAGGUUAAUCUGGACUUCAGACAUAGAGAUAUAUACUAAUAACGCUAGAGGGCGUACUUCGUCGAAUCGCUGUGAUUACGCGGAGACCGGCCGCCAUUGCUCGAUAGGUCUUCGCAGCCUGCCAUGCGCGUACAGUACCUAUGGGGCAUGUACAUUGAUGAGCAUAGAACUGGAACAAAACGAUGAAAUAUGAGCGCGAAAGCAAUUGGAAAAGCAAAAUUGUAAAUAUUGCACUGGAUUAAAGUUCAAAUUAACAAAAAAUCUAACAAAACUGGGGACAAAUAUACCUAUAUAUAGGCCUAUAGCGCAUAAUUAUUCUUCAACUAUAGGCUUACAGGCCAACGAUCAGUAGGCUAAUUAUUUUUGCUUUGGUCAUAACAUUUCGAUACAUUAAUAUGACUUCUAUUUUCUAAUGAUUUGGAAGGGAUUAAUUUUAAAAAUAACAUGUAUGCCUAGGCAUAUCAUUAUAGGUCCUGAUUAACAAAUUCAAUACGUUUUGAUAUAAUUUUGUAUUCAAUUUAUUGACGUCAGAAAUUAGGCCCUAGCUAUCACAGCUAGUGUCUUAUGCAUCUGAGACACUAAGGUAUAAAAAAAAACAAGACUGCUUUUUUUUCAAGUAUAGUUUCCUAAUUAGUAUAAUGCUGAUUGCUGAUAAAUUAUUUCUUCACUUGAUGAUUGUUAUAAUUCAUUUUCCAUAUAGAUCUACACAUAGAAAUCAUAAUAAAGAAAUUUAGAAUAGGGCCGAACUCCUUUCCCCCGUGGCCUUAAAACGUCGAUGUAAUCAACAUCACAAAAACUCGUGAACAUCAUAAAAUGACUUUUAUUGAUAAUAUUAAAAAAUGAUUUACGCAUUGGUCCAGUUAAUUGAUGAUUUAGAUUUCCAACGUAGGCAACCUUCGAUCAUAUUGAUUACUUUCUUACAUGCGAUCAAAAGUUUGUUGACAGCAAAAUUUGCAUAUCAAAUGCGCGUAUGCAGUCGUAUUUUGCAAUGUACAGGAGGCCUAAUUCGGGGGGGGGGGCGGUAGGAUGAUUACAGUAUAUUAUUGCCUUGCAAACAUUUCAAAAUUUCGGAGAGUAAACAAAUUACAAUGUGCAACAUAACUUGAAAAUUUCACUUUGAAUUUCUUGAAAGUCAGACUUGAUUCAACCCGGCUGAUAUACUAUGCUGAUAGGAAAACCGACUGAAAUAUUCUGUUGAUAAUUAUAUCGCUGGUGUUUGUGAUCCUAUAUUCCAAUGGACCAAUAUUAUAUGAACAAAUCAAGGACAGAAUAAUAAGGAAAGGAAGAAGAAGAAGGAUAGGAGAAGAAAAAGGGCGGGAGGAGGAUAUUAUAAUCUGUGUUAUACUACAAAGAAUAUUAUAAAACUGAGUGUAAAAACCCAAUUGAUAACAAUAUCAGACAUGAAAAAGAUAAUUGCAAACUUAAUAAACUUAUCAUAUUAAGCAGUUGCAAAAUUGUGAGUACUAAAACCAAACAUAUUAAACAGUAAUAUUGAAAAACACUGACAAAUACCUGGAAUAAGAUAUUACAAAUUGUCCGCUGUUGAGUGAUCAUCCUAAUUUUAUCUCAACUAUAUAUUCCUUUCUUGAAAUUGUGUCUGUGUCGCUUGAAUAUUAACUUUAUGGCAAAGAUUUCCAAAACACUGGCACCGGCCUAUAGCCCUAAUUAUUAACAGAUAAAUGCGCAUUUUGCAUAUUCAGUUUUGUUUGUCAUUUUAAAAGUAUCUACUGAAUUUGUUUUUCUAGUUUUCUUCUUUUUCAUUGGCUAGUCUAUGGACCUGCAGUUUGAUUAUUCAGUUUUGUUUUAUAACAAGAUUUCCCUGGAUGAACAAAAUUAUUAUAUUAUUUCAUAUGGGGCCGCGGAAUGGCUUUGAAAUUGAUGGGUAGUGCAUAAAAUCAAAAUCAUUUAUUAUGUAAUGUUCAUUUUCACUUCAGGGAGGGGUCCGGUCGCGCCCCCUGUAUUCUUUUUUUUUUAUCAGUGUGUUAAAGUGAGUUUGCAUGGGUGCUUUUGUCAUUUUAAUUACACCCACCCCCUAAAAAGCGAAUAAAAAAAGUGAAGGGAAUUAAAAAGCAAAAAGUUGGAACAGUAUAAAAAGUCAUUCUCGAUAUUUUUUAAUCAAUAUUUCAUUUUAAGUGCCAUAAUAGGCCUGCAGGUUUGGGAAUUUAUUAUUUUCCUAUGAGAAAAAUUCAACACGUACACCCAAUAACACAAGUUUUAACAUUGAUGGUGUAACGGGAGGCUCACCAAGAGCAAUAAUGAGAUGCCCUUUAUUCUACUUGCUAAUAAAAAUACAAUACCGCAUAUAUAGUAAUCAAAUAUCAAAACACUAGUGUACAAAUUAUUGUAUAUUAAAAAAUUAUAUAUUUCAUAAAAAUUAAAGCAAGUUACGGCCUACAUAGAUAUUACAAAAUCAUAUCCAACAUAAACAAAUUGGUCACGAGAACAUGGAAUCAAAGGACGUGAAUGGAGGAAAAGGACGAUGCAGUUAAAUCCUGAGAAGAUGGGCUAAUUCACUGUCUUUUUAAUUAAUUGUCUAUCUAUAUAUCUAUGUGUUAUUAUCAAUAUUGUUAUCUAUUAUUAUCUAUAAUAGGCCUAUAAAUGGACAGGUAAAUGCAAAUCAUUUAGGAGAAUUUCAUCCCGAGAAGUCAGGUAAAAAUGACAAAUUAAAAGCAUAAUCCCCAUGUAAUCAUUCUAAUAGUUCAUUGAGAUGCACUUUGUCAUUCAUAUUUUCGAUUAUAAUGAGGUUGGAUUCCUUUCUUCAAGAAAAAAGGCCGGAGACGGCAUCCCUUUUUCACAGCGUUACAACGUACGAGCUAUGGGUACAUCCGGGUACUUUUGCGAAUCUAGACCUAUCGAGCAAUGGCCGACCAUGCUCCGCGCAAUCACAGCCGUUAAGUACGCGCGCCUAUGGCGACUCCGCACUCUAGCGUAAUUAGUAUACAUCUCUAUGACUUCAGACUACAGACCUAUGGUGUCUCCAAAGCUGUAACACAAGAUUAUCUAGCUGAUUUUAAAAAAUAAGCUAAUUCAAUUUGGAAAACUCAGAUGUCAAGUUGUCGAAAUUCGCAUUUCAUGAUCAAUAGGAGAGGGUACACUCUAGACAUGUUUAUAUUAAAAAUUGCAUUUUCCUUAUCCUAUUUGACCAAAUCGGUUGUUGAAUCUGCCCAACCCCAUAUCGACUUCCUUCACUCUGAUUUAUCAUCAUUAUUCUUUUUAAACCAAUAAUUACAUUCCAAUCACAAGCAUAGCUUUCACAUGUUGAAAUCCUCCCAUGUAUAAAACACUUUAAAUUAUUAGUGGGAAAUUUGCUGGUGGGAGAAAACAAUUAGAGAGAUGCUUAAAAAAAAUUCAACGUCAGUUUUUAUCACUGCCAAGGCUGAGAUAGGGAGGCCAGAAUCCUACAAUUUUUCUUUUUCUCAUACAGAAAUAUAUCUGUUAUUGGUUUAUUUUCCUUUUUUUUUGUGUGUGGUGUUUUUUAUAUCAUGUAAUAUCUGCCAAAGAAUGAUUAUUGGUUUUUUUUAGAAAUAUGUCAUGUAUAUAUGAAUUUCUAGUUGUCAAUUAUUGAAAAUGUCUUUAAUUAGAAUUCAAUUAAAUAUUUGUAAAGUAGUUUUUGUGGCCUUGUAAUGGUGAAUGCAAUAUGAUAACUAAGGCU